GGCUGAUUUGCGUUUUCCUAACAAUUAUUAACACCACCAUCUAUGCCACGAAGCGUGGUGUUUCUUCGGCCGAUGCGGCUCCAAGCUAAAACGAGACAAUGAUAGCUAGAAGGUUCAUUCACCUGCCUGGUUAGUUUAACAAUAACUCCACACUUCAGACUGUGCCUUCGUAUACGACACCGAGAGCUGGAAAUCUGAAGAUGCUCAACGAAGCGCCGAAUCCGCCGGACGAGCAUACAUAAAGAACCAGAUAUCGCCCAACAAACCAAAUCUUCACCACUCCACAGCCAGAACUUCCCACACUUGACUUCAAAAUCUCAUCACGAUGCUAUUCCAACAGUACCUUGGCCUUGCUCUCCUGUCCGUCGUCGGGACAGUUACUGCCUCGCCCAUCGAACUCAGCAGCUCCACCAGCGCAAACCCAUCCCAUGGCAUCUUCAAGCGCGUGGCCUCCAACAUCGCCUGCAACAACAAUCAUGGCGCCCUGGGAUCCGAUUGCGUCAAAUUGAUAUCCCAACACAACAACGAUCAGACGAUUCAGAGACCGGACAAGAACGGUCGCGUGGGCAUUUACUACGGUAGUUGCCUCGCCACCGUCAACUACUACUCGAACACUGCUUUGUACAACCAACACGGUGGCCCGGUUUACACCAAUGAUGCUCUCGCCGAAAUGGCGUACGAGGUUUAUGCAAAGUGUUUCCAGGGGAACACGCAGAUCUAUAAGAGCGGCGUGGGUUAUACGGAUAAGACCAAUAGUGGAGAUGGAAAGGCGUUCAAGUUUUGCCUUUGCAACAACAAUAGCGGUGGUAGCUGUUAAGCGGCUCGAAGUGGUAGAAGAGGAGCGAAACAGGACAAGAAGGACGCGGAGAAGCAUUGGUAGAGGCAAGAUGUGUGGGAUGAGAUGGAUAGGAAUGGAAAUUGUGUAGGAGACGCGGAAGACAUGGAGAGAGAGGUGGAGGAGAGAGGAAGGAGAAGGGGGUGGAUUAUUUAUCUAUUGUUAUCGCUCGCUCAUUUAUAUAUUCACUGGUUAUCCUGAAAACAAAGUAGAAGCUGUUUAGCCUGGCCAACAUACCAACAGUCGCUCAUUUAGAUCUAUCCAG
Cucurbitaria berberidis CBS 394.84 is the source of this 1100-nucleotide messenger RNA. RefSeq lists its product as uncharacterized. The transcript has a single exon. Bases 326 to 817 code for a protein of 163 amino acids. The record is from RefSeq and is a predicted model, not a curated record. NCBI's taxonomy places the organism in Eukaryota, Fungi, Ascomycota, Dothideomycetes, Pleosporales, Cucurbitariaceae.